GGUCGCGCCUCCAGGCACCGCCGGCCUCUGGCGCCCCGUGCGCUCCGCACCCCGCAGCCCCGGGCGGCCGCGUCCCGACCUGGAAGUUGCGGGUUCCGUGAGCCGAGACCCGGUGUCCGAGGUCGCGAAGACCAGCCGAGUCCGAGGCUCGCGUGUGCCGUGGAGUCGCGUGCGCCGGGACUCGCCCUCGUCCCCUGGGACCAUCCCGCGCACCCCCCCCGCCCCCAGCCUCCGCCCCGCGUCCCCGUCUCGCGACCCGGAGGCGCGCCGGUGUCGGCCCCCGCGACCCACCCCUCGGGACGUCCCGGCGCGCAGACAUGCGGCGCGCCAAGCCUGGCGCCCUGCCGCCCCUGCUGCUCCUGCUCGCGCUGGCGUUGUCCCUGCCCGGGGCCCAGGCGAGGCCCCGGGGUCGCCGAGGAGCCCGUGCCGUGGACCAGGAACCCCAGCCGUGGCCGUUUCUCCCCGCGGCCAGGGCCACCCGGAGCACAGAAAUGUUCCUAAAAGAUUCGAACUUAAAAGACAAAUUAAUAAAGCAUUUCACAGGGCCAAUCACGUUUCCAGAUGAAUGUAGCAUACAUUUCCAUCGACUGUAUCACAAUACCAGGGAUUGUUCAACGCCAGCUUAUUACAAGAGAUGUGCUAGAUUGCUUACAAGGCUGGCAGUGAGUCCCCUGUGCUCACAGACAAGACCUGCCCUAGGAGCAUUGCUUAAGAAUAUAAAUGCAGCUUGAAGGAAAAAGUGCCUGGAAUCAUGCUAACUGUACGAAGAGGGGAAGCAUCUAAUUUUAUGCUGUAUUAAGAUGAAAAUCUCAUCUGAGAUUUUACAGAAAUAAUUGAUUAGUUGUGUCCUUCCGUACAACGAAGUCUUUCUUGGUUUAUCUUUGUGUAUAGAGUAAUUUGAAAUGUUUUAAAACAAUGCUUAAAUCACACAACGUAAAUAGAAUAUUAAAAAAGUGUGCUAUUCUUUUAUGCUUAUUAUAUUAUUUUCUUAUAUGGUUAAUAUUCCAUAUAGGUAUGAAUUAAAGAUUUAAUUACAUAAAUUAUGUCUCAGAGUACUGGUGAGAAAUGAUUUAAGUAAUAUAUUUUUUUGAAUAAUCCUGUAUGAAGUCCACUUUUACAAUUCUUUUAAAUAAUAUUUAAAUACACCCAUUCAGAUUUGUCUUUAACUGCAAUAAUUGGAAAUAUGAAUUCUAUUAAAACUGAAAUAUAAAAGA
Messenger RNA from Herpailurus yagouaroundi (jaguarundi), 1214 nucleotides. RefSeq names its product ALK and LTK ligand 1 (gene ALKAL1). The transcript is spliced from 5 exons. Gene Ontology annotation, biological process: positive regulation of ERK1 and ERK2 cascade; positive regulation of ERK5 cascade. Gene Ontology annotation, molecular function: receptor signaling protein tyrosine kinase activator activity; receptor tyrosine kinase binding. Bases 318 to 731 code for a protein of 137 amino acids. NCBI's taxonomy places the organism in Eukaryota, Metazoa, Chordata, Mammalia, Carnivora, Felidae. The record is from RefSeq and is a predicted model, not a curated record.